GUUAGCACAUUUGAUAUCAACCAAUCUAAAUUGGAACCUUUCAUCAAAAUUUCAUGUUAAUUUAUGUUCCUGCCACCAAUAAUGGUAAAAUUAUUUUACGGAAAAAAAAAAGGGUUACACCUUUUGCUACUAGAGUGCUUGGAACUAUGACUGUUCUGUUAGGUUAUUCAGAAAAUUAUGACUGAUUUUAAAAAUAAACCUAUAUUCUUGAAAAACUGGACUUGGACAAAGGUUUAAUUAUUCAAAAUAUGGUCCCUGAACAGCUAUGCAUUUCUUCCAUAGAUUAACAAAGUCAUUUAUGCCAUUUCUAUAAAAAUCCAAAGGUUUUGAUGCUAAGAAAUCCUUGGGUUCAAUUUUGACCUUGGUUUUGGAACGGAAGGUUUUUUUCUUUUUUGCCUUAAAAUGUGUCCAGAUGCUUGAAAAAUUGGUAGUCAGUGGGUGAAAGAUCAGAAGAAUAUGGAGGAUGUGAUAAAGUCUUGUAUCUCAAGUCUGUGAGAUUCUGCAGUGUCGUCCUGGAAACAUGUAGUCGAGUGUUUUCAUGGAGCAGAAUUGGACCAUAUCGAUUAACAAGUGCAGGUCUCUAUUUUGCUCAGGUGAACUAGCAUUUCUUUCAGUUGUUUACAGUAAACUUCCGAUGUAAUGCUCUGGGUAGAUUUCAGAAAGUUGUUUUGUUUUCAAAUGCUGAUCAUCCUGGGUGGACGGACGUCCUCUACCUUCUUGAUCUUCAAGGCUCUCAUCCCCACCACGAAAUCUCUCAAACCACCGUCAUACCGCCCAAUCACUAAUGGAUCCGUCAACUUAUGCUCUGUUGAUAUUAUCGACUGUUUGGAAAGUAUUAUGUCCAAGUUCAAAUUUACGCAAAAAAAUGUCAGAGAAAUAUGGCUGCCGUCUAUGAUGCUAUAGUUGUUGGAGCUGGUAUAAAUGGCUCUUCUACAGCCCACUACCUACAGAAAAAUGGUUACAGAACUUUAUUAUUGGAACAGGUGUCAAGGAAGGGCCCUAAACAGUUCCCACUGCCUCACACCAGGGGAAGUUCCCAUGGUCAGUCUCGAGGUAUCCGAAGGGCCUACAUACAGGAAAUAUUUGCCAAUAUGAUGAGAGAAGCCUAUCCAAUGUGGGAACAGCUGGAACGAGAUUCAGGGACUCAACUUUACACGAAAACCAAACUCCUUGUGAUGAGUGCCAAGCAGGACACUUAUGUUGACAGAGUGAAAGAAACCCUCUCCACCUGUAAUAUGGCCUUUGAAGAGGUAUCUAAUGAACGAUUAGCUAACGAGUUUAACAUCAAACUUGCUGCAGGUACCAAAGCCCUCAUUGAUCUCGAAGCAGGAAUUCUUCAUGCAGACAAGGCCGUGUCCACAUAUCAAGAUCAGUUUGUGAAAAAUGGAGGCACACUCAUUGACGGAAACAGAGUACUUUCUAUCAUACCCGGUGAAAUUCAUCAAGUAAAUGCAUCAAAAGGUACCUUCCAGGGACGAAAUGUCAUUCUUUGCCUUGGCCCUUGGGCCAAAUCUUCUUUUCAACAUCUUGGAAUUGAAUUCCCUUUAAAGGUUCAAAGAGUAACUGUUGGUUAUUUCAAACAGAAACCCGUAGCAGGUCGACAGAAACGAAUCGAUGCCCAUUUGUUUUUCUAUUCAAACGGAAAUGAUGGAUUUUAUGGAAUUUUUGAAAAAGAAUACCCGGCACUGACAAAGUUUUGUUUGCACGAUGGCCCGGAAGUUGAACCGGAUCAUCGAGACCAGGCUAAUUCCGAUUGGAUAUUGGAGAAAUGCAAACAUCUGAUUGAAGAGUCCUUUCCAGGACUUGAACCGGAACCCAGUAUUGUGGAAUCAUGCCUUUAUACGACGACACCUGAUGAAUUUUUUCUUCUGGACAGACAUCCAAAAUAUCAUAACAUUAUUUUGGCAGCUGGGUUCUCAGGACACGGUUUCAAGCUGGCACCUGUGACAGGGAAAAUCCUUGGAGAAAUGGCUAUGAAUAAAGCGCCGUCUUAUGACUUGAGUCAAUUUCGACUGGACAGAUUUACCAGAAAAUCCUUGCUGUAAUUUUAACUAAUUUGAUACCAACAUGCCAAAAAAUAACUAUGGACUCUAUAAUAAAAAAUUCUUGUUUUAAAGAGAUCUUAAUUAAAAA
Molecule: messenger RNA, 2133 nt
Organism: Octopus sinensis (East Asian common octopus)
Lineage: Eukaryota; Metazoa; Mollusca; Cephalopoda; Octopoda; Octopodidae
Product: peroxisomal sarcosine oxidase-like
Exons: 10
Coding region: 879-2045 (388 amino acids)
Cellular component (GO): peroxisome
Molecular function (GO): sarcosine oxidase activity; flavin adenine dinucleotide binding; L-pipecolate oxidase activity
Source: RefSeq, a predicted model, not a curated record